AUGGUCAGUUUUGUAUAUCAUCAUUUUUCGAAUUUUUAUUUUCAGCUUUCUCGAAUUUUAUUUCUUCUUUUCCUUCUUCACAGUGUUGCUCAGAUUUUGAUCGUACAUCAAACAACUUGGAAAAUAUUUGAAAAAACGGUAGGGAAGCGAAUUAAAAAUAUUUUUUGAUAUUUUCAGUUUCAGUCUCAAUUAGAUUACCUACACGAUGAAAUUGUUUUUAAAGGAGUGAAAAAUCCGUUCGUCUCCACGGAUUUUUUCAUUCAACUCGGAACAAUCACCAUCAAAGACCCACAUGAAGGAUACAUUGUCACUCAUGUAAGUUUAGAUGGUCAGGUCAAAAUUUUAACCGUUUUUAUGCGGAUAAAAAGUGAACGAUAACUAUUGGGUGAGAAUCGAGAAAGAAAGAAAGAAUUGUUCAGAUUUAUUUCAUGUGUUUUUUUGCCUUUCAUAAUUCAAACAGAUUUAAUCAUCAGACUGAUUUCAAACCUGUGAAAAAUGCAGAAAUUAAGUGAUAAAGGCUAUUCAGAGUAGUUUUAUCUGAGAAAUUACUUACUUUCCUUUCUGCAUCUAUUAUAAAUUCGUAAAGGUCUCAUUAAAUCAUCAUUUCACGACUUUUUUAAGAAAACCAACGCUGGGUCUUUCGAUGUUAUAUCUCUGCCACCGGAGUUCCUGUUCAAAGUGGAAGCAUUCCAAAAAAUAAACAAAAAUCCGUAUUUUCUCAUCACUCAUGGCAGUCCGAGAUCUUCGCCUGGAGGCUACUUGUCUUUGAUCAAGUCAGUUUGAAACGAGAAAAAAGCAAAUUUGUCAGCUUAGAGUUUUUCUCUUCCUUUUGAUAUUUCCAGUGAUCCUCUACUGCUCCAUUGGUUCGCUGUUGAUGUAGACAAAGUCCAUCCAAAACUUUCUGGUAUUCCUGUUGGAUUACCUAGAGCAAUCGAGAAUACUCAACAAAUUGCAAGUCGUCAAGCCUUGAAACAAAUGAAGUAAGUCAAUUCAAACUUCUGCGGAAGUUUUUUGAGAAUUAUAUUGAAAUUUUCAGAAAGUUCACUGAGCGGCCUAUCGAUCUAUACUUGAACUAUAUCCUUGAUUCUCAUGAUGAAAGGACGCAACUAUUGAAGUUCUGCAAAAAUCAAAAAAUGGCAGUCGUUUGCAAGUAUAUUUCAACCAGUUUUAUUUCUUUUGGAAUUGAUAUUCAUACUUUUCAGACCCCGUAAUUGCACUUACGAUCAAUACAUGAACGACUUAGGAAAAUCAAAAUUCGUUCUUUCUCCACGAGGCUUUGGAAUCGACUGUUACAGAACGUCGGUUGCUCCUCAGAUUUAUUAAAACUUGCAAAUUAUCAGUUGGGAGUCAAUAAUUAUGGGAGCCAUUCCUAUUGUUCUCAGCAGCUCGAUUAACGAAAUUUACACUGGGGAGAAAGUUCUUGUUGUUAAUAGUUUCGAGGAGGUUUAUUUUUUCAAGUUUUCUUUUAUUUCAUGUAUUUCAUUAAGGUCACUCAGGACUUCCUCCUCGAAGCCGAGAAAACCUUUUCGCAGAAAUCGUUCGGUUUAUCGCGCGUUUUCCGAAGGUACUGGGAGAACAUGUUUUUCAAUUAUACGGUCAAAUAUGUACCUACAGCAAAAUAUUUGCAAAAGUUUUAUAAAUCUUUCUAAAACUUUUGUUUUUGGAAAGUAUCAAAACAAUCGAAAAAAAAACUUUUGUUCUGCUACAAACUUUAUAUUUUCAAAUGGAAACGCAAUAUUUUGUAUCGACUGCAAACAAUAGAUAGUAUAAAAGUCAAAUACUUGCGGCCCACCUAAACUGGGCAAAAUGAGAAUUUUGAUACUCGCAAUCGGUCUAGUCGUUGUGUCGGCCCACGAAACAGGCAGAGUGAGUUAAGUUCCAUUUAUCGUUGGUUGAAAUGAAAAUUUUCAGUGGGGAGUACCCGGUCUACCUCCAGCACCUGAGGUUUUCCACUCAUAUGACUUUUCGGAAAAACGUGAAUUCCAGGGUCAUACUUUCAUUUGUUACGCGGUCCCCAGUCCUCCAAGAGAACAACCGAGCUAUCCUUACAAGCCGACAUGGAGAGCCCCUCCUUCCGAAGACCACCGUCCUCCUGUUCAAUUUGAAACUUUUUCUGACCAAUGA
Molecule: messenger RNA, 2124 nt
Organism: Caenorhabditis auriculariae
Lineage: Eukaryota; Metazoa; Nematoda; Chromadorea; Rhabditida; Rhabditidae
Source: the annotation of a GenBank genome assembly